CGUAAUAAUACAGCGGGCAAUACGUUUUUAUUUAGGUAUCCCCAGUCCAGUGAGCGGGUUGCUCGUGAACGGUCGACGUCGUUGCAAGUGGCUGUCCUUAUCGCGAUCGCCGUUUAUAUAUUAGCAAGAACGGAAAAAAAUAUUUCGCCGUUUAAACGAAACGCAUUAGAAUAAAGUUCGAGUUGCCGAUAUUUUCACGUUUUAAUUUGAUUUCUCGGCUAUUUAUUGUCUUUUUUUUUUACACGCACGCUUUGCGCAUACAGUUUUUCAGGAACGUGACUUUUACACUAUACUUAAACAUGAUUGUUAUUAUAUAAACCGAAUAUUAGUUUUUUGACAACGGUCCCGUUUUUUUUUUUUCUAUGCAAGAGCGUUUCGUUUCUCGUUAGUAUCAAUAGAAUUAUUGUUUAACGUUAUUCAUUCCAAUUAUUUUUAUUUUAUAACUUUUUCUAGUGUUUUUUUUUUUUCAAAUUCGAGUUUAACAGGUAGGUACGUACCUAUAAUACAUAUAAUACGUAUAUAUAUACGUUUAUAUAAGUCACGUACAUAUCAUAUUACUGCAUGCUUCUACGUUUGUAAGGUAUUCCGUUGAUUCGACAAUACUAUUUGAAGUCUUUCUAAAAACUACGAAAACAUUAUUUGAUAGAUAGGUAUUAUUUUAUUAUAAUUAUUUGUACAGGUGAUAACUUACGACCAACCCCGGACAAAAAAUCACAUUGAUCAUGGGAGGCCAACCGUCCAAAACGCCGUAAGUGUUUUAUUGUGCCUCGUUAAUUUUAAAUUAUCAUGCAAUUUUGAACGUUACUCGUUGACAGAGUUUGAUUUGCACUGUAAUGGUUGAUAUUAUACUUAUAUGUGUGUUAUAUUUUGUUAUUAUUAUAUAACGCACGUACAGGGUAGGUAUUUACUAUUGUCGUUCUAUACGAGCACGAACGUUUAAAUUAACAUUAUUAUCGUAUCCGAUUCAGAACAGAGACGAUCACAAUAAUAAUAACACAAUACACGGUUUUUCUGAAAUGGGUAUUUCAAAUUUAAUUUUAGUUUUAAAAAUAUUAUAAUUUGAUCCAUUUGAUUAAAAUUAUAGAUAGAUAGGUAGGUAUUAUACCUUCUUAUUUACAUUAAUUAUUUUAAUGAGGUUUUUAAUUUAACGUUUUUGUUGUUUUAUAAGCGAGUUCGAAAAUAAAAUGAUCGUCGUUUAUUUAUUUUAUACCAUUGUUUCCACUAGUAAAAAAGUUAAAAAUAAAUUUUAAUCGAGGAACAAAAACAAAAUGGUGUCAUUAGGGUAUCCCAGAGAUACGAGAGAACUUAUUGUAACAAUAUUUUCACUAAAACCGUUCUUCUUCUUGUGUCGGCAUCAUAUUCCCUUCUUUCCCAAUAAGCAGCAAUUUGCACUGCCUUGUUUGAAGUACUGGUUAUCGUCAUUAAAUCUGUCUGCACUUAAUUGGUAUUAGUGGACACACAAACAGAUAGUUUGCAUCCUCCCCCCACCGUGUUCGCAUUUUCUAUCCUCUUUUAUUUCCCAUUUUUUUUCAUAUUAUCCGUUAUCCUUUCAGUUCCAGUUUGCAAUCUAUUCAAUGUUUUAUGUCUACUAUGGUAGAUGAUUUUCAGGUGGUAAACUUUUAUUCGGGUUCUUCCAUAUCGCCCGUUAUGCCCGUUGAAAAUGUCUUUUUGAUCGGUAAAGGUCAGGAUUGUAUGUAUUACAUCGUAUAGCUCCUAAAUCGAAGAUUCUAUUGAUAAUAUACCUAUUUUAAAUAUAUUUGACCUGAGGCAGGCAAAUGGGGGUAUGAGGGUGAGUCAUCUUCCCUGUGAUCUUUUUCUCUUCAAUAUUUACAUAGCAAAGUAUGUUUGUUAUAAUAAUAAACAAUUCAAAAAUUAUAAAUUAUGAAUGACUUUUAAUAGGUAUCUAGGUAUAAUAGGUAUUAUAUUUUACAUUCUGAGUGAAUCGUGGAAUGUAUUUGUUUUACAGUGAUUUUUAUUAUUAUUUUUUUUUACUACUUUUAUACUGUGUACAACAUUUCUACCAGGAAUCAUGUUUCGAUUUUCAAGUGUAGCAUCUGAGAGGAAAUUGUACCUAGUUGGUACUUUAGAGAGAUCAUUUUUUGAUUUUCCGUGCAGUUUUAAAAAUAAAUGUGAAGAAUCGGGGAACAAACGUAGGAAAACCGUUAACAAAACAAUGCUUUUAUUAUUUUAAAAUUAGUUUUUUUUAUAGUAAUUUAGUAAAAAAUGUCCGUAGAGACUUGAAAUUUCGACAGAAAACUUAUAUUUGCCUUCUUUAGAAGUGGUAAAAUUUUCAAAAUUGUUGAGCCCUUUUAAAGCUAUUAAUAGACAUAUUUUAAUUUUACGAGUAUUCUCAUGUUAUUUUUAGUCGUUAGGUUGGUACUUUGUGAAUACAAUUAUUAAACCAAAUAGAAAUGCCUGAAAAUUUAACACAUGGUUCUAUAUUGAAUUUGUGGUACAAAAAAAAGAUUUUUUACGGCCUUAUAAACCAUGUAUAACGAAUUCCGCUCAGAAUUCUUUUUCGUUAGCAAUGAUUAAUCGUUGCAUACAGAUUUACAUUAACUUCCCCUCUAUAUCCUACCUUUCCAACUUCUCAUCCACAACAGUGGCCCACGCAUCGAGAAGUAUGUACGUUUUUAUUUUUUAUUAAAUGUCUUUGUUUUAUUACUUAUUUUUAAAAUGCAUUAUCACAAAAAAACAAUUAUUAUGAAACGAACUUUACCACUACCUAUAUAAUAUGUUUGUUAUCACUGUCCGCCCGUCAGCAAUCAUUAAACACAGUUUAUAAAUAGUAUUUCUAGGCCAAAUUGUACGUGUUGGUUUCGUCUAAAGGUUAUCAAUAGUGUAAGUGUAAUAAUAUUAAACACAAAAGAAAAAUCAUUAGUGUUUGUUUAGGUGAUUGGAUGAGACAUGCAUAAUAUCAUAUUUUUCUUGUCUUGACUAUUGAUAAUUGUUUGUUGAAUUGUAGUAUUAUAUACUUUUAUUUUGAUUUUUGUAGGAUUUACUGGUAGGUAAUUAAACUAUUUAACUAUAGUAAUAGUUUUCAUUUGUUUGUACCUACACAUUUACUGCAGUGAAGGUUUAAGAUAAUUUUUUUUUCUUACAAUUUGUUUUGUUGAUUUAGUCUCCAAAUUAUUAAAUAAUUCAUAAACUAAUGAUUGAAAUUAUCUAUUGUAAUAUGCAUAUAUUUUAUUUAUAUUAUUAAAUUUUCAGUUAGGUAGGUAUACCAAUAUCAUAAGUAUCAUAACUGGUGUGUAUAUUUGUGUUAAUAUAAGUACUUACCUACUGAUUAUUUAUUUCACUGUAAUUGUGUUUGAGAUCACAAAUGGUGUUUUAAAAUAAGAAUUUAUUUUGACUGUUGUCAAUUCUUAACUUAAUUUCAUUAAUCUUUAUCCAUAUUUUUACAUUAACUUUUAUUUUAAUAAUAUUUAUGUGUAUAGUACCUACUAAGUAUGAUGUUUUAAGAAUCUUAAUUUAAUAUUUUAAUUUAUUUAAGUCUAAUAUUUGUUAUAAAAAUAAAAUAAUAUUUUCUUUUAUAUGCACUUUGGCCAGAAAAUAUAUAUUUAGUUGAAUAAUGGGUAUAACGACUAAAGGUCAAUCUAAAUUCUUCAGAUUAGAUUAUAAUUCAAAUUUGUAUGCUAUAAUAAAAAUAAAAUUAAUGACAUUCAUAUUUUAUAAUUUCUAGUGUAACCAUGUUUAUUUUUAUGUUAGUCUUUGUUUUUGUUAUAAUGAUUGCAAUUUCUAUCUUAGUAAUUCCAUCUAUAUACAAAAUAAUAAUGGUUGGAUUUAAUAAACUAUUUUCCAGGGUUAAGACUAUGAAUAUUAAGUCGCCUAGUAAUGAACAAAUACGAGUUCUUACAUUGGAAGAUGGUCAAUUUCAGGAUGAAACAUUAUAUCGACUAAAAAAAGGUGAAGGACCUAGUUAUAUACUUAAUAUUUAUGUAACUAUAUUUUUAUUUGGUUUUUUUUAUUUUGUAGGAUGGCAUUUAGAAAUUCGGUUGGGUCCCUCACUGUUUGGAUACGAUAUUGUUGUUUACACUAAUUUACCUUUAGAAGGAUAUGAGUUUGAUAGAAAGAUUUAUCGGCGUCUUGAUUGGGUUAGAGAGUGGUCUAAUGAUGAUAUUACUAAUGACGAUUCAUCAUUAUCAUGUAUUAUUCAGAUGAAUAAAGCUGGUUCUUUUCAUUACUACUAUGAACAUCAGGGACAAAAGUAAAUUAAUUUUAUUUAUAAUUAUUUAAUUUUUAAAAUCCACUAUUACUCUUGUUUAAUUUUAAGGAAAGGAAGUGGUUAUAUUGGUGUUGAUCCAAAUUUGGUGGCCGGAAAAAAAGAUAUUCCUUUAGAGUCUUUACAAGUUGUUUCUGUUUUGGCAAAAUGUUUAGGUCCAUUUGAUUCAUGGAAAUCUAAGUUACAUGUUGCAAAAGAGUCUGGUUAUAACAUGGUGCAUUUUACUCCAAUUCAAGUAUGCCAUUGAAAAUAUUUAUAUCAAUUUUAUAACUUUUUACAUGCUAUAACUAUAUAGGCUGUACAUAAAUAAAUAAUUUUGUUUUAACCAUUUAUUCAGGAUUUUAUUUAUAUUAGUUUAUAAAUUAAUUCUUUAAAUUAUAUAUCUGAACAUAAUACCUACUUUAAAAAAUUAAUUAGUUUAAUUUAUAUAAAUUUAAAUUUAAAAAUGUGGAAUAAAUUGAUACAAUAUUUUUUAUGUUUUUUCCUAUAAUAUGCAACAGAUUAAUAUUAGAUUGAUAUUUGGGUAUUUGUAAAUAGUCAAUUAAAUUUAAAAACAAAAUGUAUAUUGAAUUUGAAAUAUGAUUUUAUACCUAUAUUAUUAAAUUUUAUUGUAAUAUGUUUUAAAUUUACAUUUAUAGGAACUUGGAGGUUCAAAAUCAUCAUAUAGUUUGAAAAAUCAAUUAAAGGUUAAUCCAUCAUUUAGUUAUUGUAACACUGAAGUUAAAUUUGAUGAUAUUAAAUCUUUAACCAAACAAAUGAAAAAUGAAUGGAAUGUAAUACUUUUAAAUUUUGAUUGACUUAACUAUUUAAUAUGUUCAAAAUAUUUGUUACCUGUCUACCUAGGUAUUAAGCAUUUGUGAUCUAGUGUUGAAUCAUACUGCCAAUGAAAGUUGUUGGUUAUUGGAACAUCCAGAAUGUACUUACAAUAUGGUUAAUUGUCCUUACUUAAGACCAGCAUACUUGUUAGAUUAUACUUUAUAUCAUUUUACUGUAGAAGUUUCAAAAGGUAUAUGGGAAUUUUCUGGUGUACCUGCAGUUAUUGAUAGAGAAGAACAUCUUGGAGUAAGUGUUUUGAUUAAUACUUUAUAGAUUUUUAUAACAUGUUUCUUAAUUAUACAUAUAUUUGUAUAUUGUAUAUGCAACAGAAAAAUAAAAUACAAACACAUAAUUUUGUAUAGAUGGAUAUCUAUUUUAUUAGAUUGUAUUGUAUUUGCUUUAUUUUAUUUGUUUGAUUAACAUUUAUCAAAAAUGUUUGACUAUUAAAUUCUUUUUUCUUAUCAUAAUAUUAUAUUUUAUGUUCAACCAGGUAAAAAAAGAUCUACCUUCAAAUUUUUAGAUCUUUAAAAUGAUAUAUAAAGGUCACAUGAAUCAAAUUUAUCAAAAAAUAGUCGUCUUAUUGGUUUUUAUUUUUUUAUAAACUAAAUGCUUAUUUCUUAAAAAUAUAUAUAUAUAUAUUAGUAAUGAGUACAUAAAAAUAAAUACAUUGAUAUUAAAAGAAAUAAUCGACUAAAUAAAUAGUUAACUAAAAUUAAUUAAAUAGUUCAAUAGUUUAAUUUUUUACAAACUUCAAUGUUUUUGUUUGUUAAAUAUCAGUUUUUUUUUUACUUAUUAUUGAGUGGAGUGAGAAAUGUAUUGGUCUUAUAAUGUUUAUUAUUAUUAUUUUUUUUUGUGAACAACUUUUCUACUAAAAAUGUUGCUCCAAUUUUCAAGUGUAGCUUCUUUUCUGAAAGGAAAUGUAUGUGGUGUUAUUUAUUACUGCUCACUUUCAAAACAUGUGUAACCGAAUUCCACUCAUAAUCGUUUUUUGGUUAGCAAUAAUUAAUUGUUGCAUACAUAUAUACAUUAAAUUUUCCCUCAACCUUCCCAACUCCCACUUACAACAGUGAGUUACACAUAGUCCAAAUUGUGUCUGUGUUUUUUUUUUGAGAAAGAAAAAUGAUUAUUUAGACUGUAAAAAUAAUAAAAACUAAUAAAACAACUAUUGUUUGACACAUUUGAUUAUUGCUACUUCUAGAAAUUAUUUUAAAGAUAUGAACAUUUGAGAGAAACCUUUUUUUUUUUGCUAAGGUGAACUUAAUAUCAAGAGAAGAGCAAAAAAAAAAGUUUUAAAUAAAAUGAAAACUCUGGUUGACUCUAAUACAUAUUAUAUACAAUAGGUAGAUAAAUAAAAUAUAAUUUUUAAGGUGUUUCUGAAUUUAUGUAGUUUAAAAUUAAAGCAUUAUUGAUUUUUAUAACUUUAUACUAUUUUACAGUCCAUAAGACAUGCAUUAUUAACAAAGGUAUUACCCAAAGUGAAAAUUCAUGAACUUUUUCAACUAAAUGUUGAUCAAAUUGUGACUCAUUUUCAAGAUAAAGUUCGUGCUGGUCCACCUCCAUUAGUUCAUAAAUCAGAAUGUAAUGAAGAAUUAAAACUUAUACCUGAUCCAGAAUUUCGACGGUUAUCAGCUACAAUUGAUAUUGAUAAAGCAUUGAAAUUAUAUAACGUAUAUAGGUAUUCUUAAUUUACCUACCAAUUAAGUAUGUAUUAACUAAUUUUAUUUUUGUAAUAAUAUUUUAGAAGUGAUUGUUUUGAUGAAGAUACUAGACUUCAACGUUGUAGUUUUGAAUUAAAAUUAAAAUUGGAAGCUUUAAAUGAUUCAAUGUUUGAUGAAGUUCAAAGGCAUUUAAUUUCUGCUGUAGACAAUUGUAUUGCUGGUAUAAGAUACUUUAGAGUUCAAUCAGAUGGACCCAAAUUAACCAAAGUUUCUAUAAGUAAUCCAUUAGUUCCGAGGUAAAUAAACAAAAAAAAAAAAAACAAUUUAAACCUGAGUGAUUUGUUUUGCAAAAAAUGUGUUUUAUGUUAAGGUAUUUUACGGAUUACGAAGGUUAUAAUGCUGAAGAAGUAUUGUAUUCUCCAAAUGGGAGAUUUGUAAUGGCACAUAAUGGAUGGGUGAUGGGUGGUGAUCCAUUUAAAAAUUUUGCUGGCCCUGAUUCUAACAUUUAUUUAAGAAGAGAAUUGAUUGCUUGGGGAGAUAGUGUUAAGUUGAGGUUUGUUUUUGUGUUAUAGUAGUUAUUAUUAACCAUUAGACAGACAAAUUGGUUUAACGAUUCUUAUAUAGAUAACCUCACAAAGAAGUAAUUAAGGUUAUAAUAUUAGUACCUAUAGAUAUUAUGUAUUAUUAUUUAUUUACUAUUUCUGUAGGGAACUAUUAGAACUGUUUUAAUUUUGUUAAUAAAUGAUAUAAAUCAUACUGAACUAUUUUUAGUAGAUACUCCAUUGGCCUACUUAAUCUUUACAGUUAAUUAUUAUAAUUCUAAUUUCUGUUGUUUGUAAUUAUUGACUAAUAUCAGAUAUGGUGAUGGACCUAAAGACUGCCCUUUUCUUUGGAAUCAUAUGUUGCGCUAUGUAGAACAAACAGUGACAAUUUUUGAUGGUAUUAGAUUAGAUAAUUGUCAUUCAACUCCAUUGAAUGUAGCCGAAGUAAAUUUAUUAUUUAUUAUUACUAAAUAAUUUAUACAUAUAAUUAUAUAAAAAAUAAGUCUUAUAUCUUGUUAUAUUAUUUACUUAUUAGUAUUUGCUGGAUGCUGCUCGAAAGAUUAAACCAGAUUUAUAUGUUGUGGCAGAGUUAUUUACAAAUUCAGAUGCUACUGAUAAUAUAUUUGUUAAUAGACUGGGAAUUACAUCACUUAUUCGAGGUCAGAUGAAUAUUGUUUUAUAAUAUUUAUUUAUAAUUUAUGUAAAAUUUAAUCUAAAAAUAUUAAUUUUUAUGAUAACAUAUUUUUUUUUAAAUAUAAGUUUAUAGAAUAUUAAUUCAAUUUGUGAACAUCAAAAAUGGCUUAAGUUGGAUUACUAGUUUAGUAAUAGUGAUUGGAAUAUUUGGUUUAAAAAUUAACUAGUUCAAGUUUAUCAAAUUAAAAUAAAAGUCAAUUAACUCAAUUAUAUAUAAAUAAUUUGUCUAUAAUAUUUGUAUUUAUUUUAAUACAUUUAUAAACAUUUUGUUUAUAAUAUAAAUAUUAAACACUGAUUGGUAAAUAACUUUAAGUGUUGUAAAAAUAAUUUCUGAGAAAUACUCUGGUUCUAUACGAGACACAAUAUAUUAUUAUUAUUUAUAAUUAUAAAUUUGAAAUCCUGAUAAUUAUCAAGAUUAUCUUUUAUGUAUUCAUUGUAUGAACUACGAAUUGGUGAAAAUCCAUAAGUAGCAUUUGUCAUUUAAUUUUUUUUAAAUAUUUGUUAACUUUUCAAUGAACUAAAACAAACUGAAAACAAUUCAUGUUCAUAAAAGAUAAGAACCUGAUUCAAGUUUAUCUCUUGAAAACAUGUUCAUAUCCCGUUCAUACAAAACAUACUGUUUUUUUUUUCACCAUUAGUUAAUAUUGUUAUUUAUGUAAUAUAUUCAAUAUUGCAUCUAUAGCAUAAUAGAUGUAUUAUAUUUUCUUUUUUUUGUCAAUUAUAGAAGCAAUGUCUGCAUGGGAUUCUCAUGAACUAGGACGUUUAGUUUAUCGUUUUGGUGGUGAACCUGUGGGUGGGUUUAUUAAGUUGUCAGAACAACCUCUGUAUCCUACUGUUGCUCCUGCUCUUUUUAUGGAUCAAACUCAUGAUAAUCCAUCUCCAAUAGAAAAGCAUACAGUUUAUGAUUUAUUGCCAAGUGCUGCUUUAGUAUCUAUGGCUUGUUGUGCGACCGGAAGUAAUAUGGGUUACGAUCAACUUGUACCACAUCAUGUAUGUUAAAUUAUAUGGUAAAAAUUAAAACUAAACAUAAAACAGUUUUUUGUUAUUAUUUUUAGAUUCAUGUUGUAGAAGAGGACAGACAAUACAUGAGUUGGUCAUACAAUGAAAUUAAUAUUAAUACAGGAAUAGUAGCAGGGAAAAAAGUAUUAAAUGAACUUCACUAUGAUCUUGGAAGACGGGGAUUCGAUCAAGUGUAUGUGGAUCAAAUUGAUAAUGAUAUUGUUUGUGUUACACGUAACAACAGUAAAACACAUGAAAAAGUUGUACUAAUGUCAUAUACCUCAUUUUCAACGCCAUUUAAUCAAAAUGGUUUGGGAAAACGAAUUACUGUGGAUGGAAAAAUUGAAAGUAUACUUAUAGAAGCUUCGUUAGAUUACAAGUAAUAUACAUACUUACAUACUUAUACUAGUAUAUAUAUUUAUUUUAAACUUCAAUUAUUUUAUAAUGAUUUAAAUAUUAUUUUCCUUUAGCCUAACUUGUACUGAAAAGGAAUUUAAAAAAGAUGCAAAUAAGAUCAAUGGCCUUGACAACUAUAUACUAAGUUUAAAACAAAAUAUUAGGCCUAAGGAAUGUGCCAUGUUAGAAAUAUCUUCAGAUGAUAAAUCUGUUGGUCUGAAUUUUACUGCAAAUUUUAAACCCGGUUGUAUAGUGGUUGUCAGUAUUUUGCCACUAGAAAAAACAAAAUUAGCCAUUACCCAUUUGCUAGCUGAUUUUGAUUUUGAGCAAGCAACAAGUCGUUUAACUCUUACUGACAUUAAUUAUAUUUUAUUCAGAUGUGCUGAAGAAGACGAAGGAAAUAUAUAUGAUGUUCCAGAAUUUGGUAAACUUGUUUAUUGUGGGAUUCAAGGGUUUAUAUCUGUUUUAGAUACCGUAGCUCUAAAUAAUGAUCUUGGGCAUCCGUUGUGUGCAAAUCUUCGAAAUGGUUUUUGGAUACUUGAUUAUAUAUGUGAACGUUUGAAACGUAAAGAAUUUGAAAAUAGUGCAGUUUAUCAAUUUGGAGAUUUUUUAGAACAAUAUUUCCGACCAAUCAGAAAAUUACCAUCAUACUUAGUUCCUUCUUAUUUUGAAUUUUCACUAAGGAAAGUGUAUAAUGCAUUAUUGAACCAUACUUGGUCAUUGAUGCCAGAAGACAUCAAGAAUGGUUCUACAUUUUGUAAGAGUUUAGCUCUUGCUUCAAUUCAGUUUGCUGGAAUAGUGAAAUCUAGUCCUCUUCCAUCUCUUUCCCCGAAUCUUUUAGCACCUUUACUCAAAACACAAAUUGGAUCUGAUGGAAAAUGUCGACCAGAGUGUGUCUCACUUGCAGCUGGAUUACCGCAUUUUUCCCAUGGAUAUAUGAGAAACUGGGGGCGAGAUACUUUCAUUUCAUUAAAAGGAUUAUUAUUACUUACUGGACGAUAUGAAGAAGCAAAGUAUAAUAUUACAGUAUUUGUGUAAAUAAAAUCAUACAUUGUACAUUUCUAAUUCAUUUUUAGAUACAUUAUUUUAGCUUUUGGCAGUUGUUUGAGACAUGGUCUUAUACCUAAUUUAUUAGACGGAGGAACCAACCCUCGAUAUAAUUGCCGUGAUGCUGUUUGGUGGUGGUUGUAUGUAAUUCAGCAGUAUGUUUCGAUGGUACCUGGGGGUAUAAGUAUUUUGAGUGAUCCUGUUAAUAGAAUAUUUCCAAGUGAUGAUUCUGAGCCAACAUCAGUAGUGAGUUAAAAGUUUAAAUGAGUUCUACAUGUUAUUAUUUUAAAAUUAUAUUAUUAGGAUCAACCGUUAUACCAACUAAUUCAAGAAGUUAUGACAGUCCAUUUUCAAGGCUUGUGUUUCCGAGAGCGUAAUGCUGGAAGUUCUAUCGAUGCUCACAUGAAAAGUCCUGGUUUUGAUAAUCAAAUUGGAGUUCAACCUACAACUGGAUUUGUAUUUGGUGGUAAUGAAUGGAAUUGUGGUACAUGGAUGGAUAAAAUGGGCUCCUCAGAUAAAGCUGGUAAUCGAGGAAAACCUGCUACUCCUCGUGAUGGAUCAGCUAUAGAAUUGGUUGCGCUAUCAAAAUCAGUUAUUGGAUGGUUGGCUAAAUUAAAUAAAACUGAAAAAUUUAAGUUUUCAGGAGUAACUCGUACAAAUAAAGAUGGUAAGUUACCCACAAGAGUUAUACAUUUAUUAUUUAAAAAUGGAUAUGAAGAUAAUUAUGUUCUCUCUUCCUCGAGCUAAAAAACAUUAAACUGUUAUAACUCAUAAACAGUACUAGUAUUAGUAUUAGUACUCAGCAUUCUAUAUUAAAUCUGUUUUUGAAAAAGGGAGGGAGUCCUUUUUGAAAAUAAAAAGGUCAAUACUUAUUUAAGGUAAUAUGAAUUAGGGGUAAUAAAUUGAAAAUAGUAUUAAAAUAAAGCUUAAACGAUUUAAUAAUAACUGAAAAAAAAAGAAACAGGAACCAAAUACACUUAAAAUCUACCUAGAAAAUUGCUAUAUUGUUUAUGAUAAAUGGAUCAUUUGUAUGUUUGUCGAUUUUCAAUGAAUGUAAAUGUGCUCUAAAGUUAUCUAAAUCAUAGGUUAAUUAUAUUUACAUUUGAUUUAUGCAAAUAUAUUUUUAAUUUAGGAUCAAUAACUUCUUGGACAUAUGAAGAAUGGAAUGAAAAGAUUCAAAAUAAUUUUGAAGCAUAUUUCUGGAUACCACAGGAUAAAAAAAGUCUUAAUAAAUUUGAAUCACUUCCUGAACUUAUAAAUCGUAGAGGUAUUUAUAAAGAUACAGUUGGUGCCUCAAAUAAAUGGGGAGACUAUCAAUUGCGAUGCAACUAUCCUGUAGCAAUGGUUGUGGUAAGUUUAAUUAUAAAAUGUAAUUAGUAUAUUUUUUGAAAUUUAUUUCUUAAAUAUUUUAUGUAUAUAUUAGGCUCCAGAGUUAUUUACUCCUAGUCAUGCAAGAGUAGCUUUACAAACAAUAUCGGAUGUACUUCUUGGACCACUUGGUAUGAAAACUUUAGAUCCGUUAGAUUGGGCAUAUGAUGGUUUUUAUAAUAAUGAUAAUAAUACUACUGAUUACAAAUUGGCCAAUGGCUUUAAUUAUCACCAAGGACCAGUAAGAACAAUGAAUUUAAUAUUUCAUUAGAAAUAAAAUGUUAUUGAAAUUUUUAAACUUUUAUUAGGAAUGGUUAUGGCCUGUUGGUUUUUUCUUAAGAGCGAAGUUGAUAUUUUCUACUAAAAAACAGGAAACUAAUUCUGAAAUCCAACAUAUUUUAUCCAAACAUUAUGAGCACUUAAAAACAUCUGUUUGGAGAGGACUGCCUGAAUUGACUAAUAAAGAUGGAGCUUUUUGUGCUGGGUCAUGUCCUACUCAAGCUUGGAGUGUUGCUACAAUUCUUGAAGUAAGUAGAAAACGAGCAUUUAUUAAAGUAAAAUGUAUAAUUUAUUUAUGACAUAUUAUCUUUGGACACAUAUGUUAUUAAAUUAGUUGUUUCUAUUUUUUUUUCUAACUAUAUUGCUUUACUGAUAUGCCUGGAAUUUAAUUUAGUUUAAUAUUAAUAACAGUUAUAUCCAAAAUUAUAAAUAUUCUUACCUAUUAUUAACACACUUCAUUUGUUUAUUCAAACAAUAAAUAAUUUUAUUAAUAAUGACAAAUUCAGGUAAGAAAUGCAUGCGGUUUCUACUUCUAAUUGACAUUUUAAAUUUAUCAUGAGUUAUCUUAUUCUAUAACACAUAUUUCUCCUGAUUUCAUUAAUUUAAAUCUAUACGGCUUAUGGUUUUUAGAUAUUAAAUAAAUAUUGUUCUAAUAGAAAAAUGAUAUGUCCUUUUUGUUGAAUUUUAAAUAUAGUUGGUGAGUAAGAAAGUCGUUUUUUAAUUUUCUCUGUAGUUUUAUUAAUAAUAAGGAAAAACUGAAAAAAAAAUGUAAAAUGAAAACUGAUAAAUUUAUGGUGUUUUCAUUAUUUUACAUUUUUAUACUUUCGAUUUUCUACUAAAAAAUAUUACUUUGAUGAAACAACAAGUGAUCUUUUUUGUUAGAUUUUUAAUCAAGUUGUUGGUUGAGAAAUUGGUUUUUUGAUUUUCUUUGUAAUUUUUUAAAUAAUUGAAGAAAACCUAAAAGUACUAUAAAAAGAAUGAGACAAUUUAUAAAAAUAAUUUAUUUUAUUUUAUUAUUUUUUUAAUAUAAUUUAGUUAAAACUAUUUAUAGAGACUUGAAAUUUUGACAGAAAACUAAUAUUUACUUUUUCUAGACCGAUUUUUCUAAAAAUAAUUUUCAAUUUUAUUUGUAUAUACAUGUAUCCUACCUUCCCAACUUCCUACUUACAACUGUGACGUAUCUGUGUCUUGUGUCAGCUUUUUUUAUUCAAUGUCCUCAAAAAUGAGAAAACUCUUAACAAUGUCUUAAUUUUUUUACUUACAUACAAUUUAUCUAAUAUAAUAUGCAUUUAUAAAUGUCACCUAAUUUACCUUUUGGUUCUUGUAAAAAAAUAAAGAUAUAUACAUUUGAAAAAUGAUACAUUCCAAUAAAAAUAUUGGAAUAAUUAAAAAUAAUUAGCAUUUAAAAGUCAUCAUACUUGAUUUGUUUUAUUAAUUUACAUAUAUUGCCGGUAAUAUUUUAUAUGUUAUAGGAUAUGAAUUCAUGAUACUAUGUAAUAAGGAAAGAAUAACUAACCCAGUAUUAAAUUAAUUCAUAUUGAUUAUCGUUAAUCCAAAAAAAAAUGUCAUGUGUAGGUAACAAAUGUAAACAACCUAAAGUUUAAUAUCUAUAUACACACAGAAAUAGGUUAUAUUGGUACAUUGAGUGAUUUGAUAAUCGCCGCAACAAUCUAUUAUAGUUUUGUAUGCUUUACUUUUAUUUUUUAUAGUUAUAUCAUGAGAAAUAUACUAUUCAAGAACACAAGUAUGGAUCUACAAUGUUGGCCUUAAUUCAUAAAAUAUUUUAACACUAUUAUGCUAUUAUAUUCACUAAUAAGUAAUUUGCAUUUGCUUGUUUAACGUAAGCGACUAAUAUUAAUUUUUAGUUUGUUUUCAUGAUUAAUCAAGUAUUUGUUUAUUUUUUUUCAGACAUUGAUGGUUAAUACAAACUCAAAUAGCUAAAUUAAAUGUAUAAAUAAUGUAAUAAUAAUAUGUAUGCCAUUAUUUGUGUGUUAUUAUCAUUGUAUGGAUUAAUCGACUGAAAAUAGGGACUGAUAAUAUUUUUUUGCCAUUUCUUUGAUGAAAAAUUUCAAACUGUUCAUUUUACAGAAUAGUCUAAUAUUAUUUGUAUCAUUUUUUGAAUUUGUGUAAAACUAAUUUUUUUUUAUUGUAUCUUACUAUUUUAUCCAUUACUGUUAUGUUAACCAUUAUGCAAAUACUAUGUUACCUCUAUUUGAAAAUAUAAAUUAGUUGUUUUUAAAAAUUGAAUUAGGUACUUUCUUUUUUUUUUUUUUUUUUACAUUAAUUUAAUCAAGUGUUUAAUCAAGGUAUUUAUAUUAAUAAAUUAUUAGCUUGUACCAAAAAUUUUUACUAAUUAUUAAUUUAUUAUAUUUUUAGACAGACCAAUUUGUAUACCCAAUAGAUUUAUAAAAUAAGUAUCUAUUAAUUUUAUUUAUUUAUCUUAUUUUAUAAAUUUAUUUGAUGAAUGUAUAAAUUUAAAAUGAUUUUAUUGUAAUGAUUAAGAGUUAUUAGGUGUGUAAUAAAAAUAGAAAAAUAUAUUGUUAUUUAUGAAAUCAGUAAAAUAUAAAGCUCGAUUCAGACAGCUUAUUAUUACAUUAUACAGUUUUGUUACAAAAAAUAGUUUCAUGAUGUGUAAUAAUUAGCUGUAUGAAUCUAGCUUUAAAUUAGUGUUCAUAUUAUGUAUGCCAUACAUUUCUCUAGUUAAAUACAUCAUCUAUGAUAUCAUAACAAGUAAUUUUACAAAUGUUUAGAUAGUAUUGUUGAAAAUACAAAAAUUAUAUUUUGCAUGUAUUGUGCUUUUUAUUAUAAACUAUGUAUUUUUUUUUCUUUUCUAUAGAAAAUAUUCAUGAUGACUAUAUUUUUUAUGAAAUUUUAAAUUAUAAAUUACAUCUUCAUUUAAAAACUAACUAGCUAC
Cinara cedri is the source of this 14934-nucleotide messenger RNA. Lineage: Eukaryota; Metazoa; Arthropoda; Insecta; Hemiptera; Aphididae. The record is from the annotation of a GenBank genome assembly.